CUCGAACACUCUUGCAUUUUACGUUAAAAAAAAAAAAAAAAGGAAAGAAAAAGUGAAAUGCAUUUCAGAAAGGCCAAGAAGCAUCUUCUCAUGCUUACAUGUUAAAUCUCAUUUCUCGAUAUUCCACCAUAUUCAAGAAACUCUUAGACCCUUCUCCAAAUGUCCUGACCCAAAUCCACAGCUCCCUUUAAAUCUUGUCCCAACCUUCUUCGCAAAAAAUAACCAAGUUCCAUCUCUUCUUUUUAAAGUUUCCCUCUCUUUUAGUUCUAUUUUAAGAUCAAGAAUGGCUUUGGCACGACUAGCCUUGAGGAACUCACUGUCCACAAGGGUUAGUUCUUCUUCUUCUUCUUCUUCUUCUUUAGUGGGUAGUGUUGGUGAUGUGAAAGGGCAAAUUUGGAACAGUGAAUUGUUGAAGAGGUUUAUGGUAACUGGUGCUGAUAAGGUAGCUGGUGAGACCUCAGAUGGCAAAGAGGUUGCUGUGAGUGAUAGUAAGAAGCCUUCUAAGCUUUUUUCUAAGAGGAAAGGCAGGAGGGGCCUUUGGAGGGGCAACGGACAAGAAUUUGUUCCUCAACUUUUUGGAUUAGGAAAUGCACUAUUGCAAGCAAGUGAAAACAUGAACAGACUAAUCCAAAACCUAAAUUUGACACCAACAAACCUGAUGGGUCGUUUCAAAGAGAAAGACCAGUGCUACAAAGUAAGAUAUGAAGUGCCUGGACUUUCCAAAGAAGACCUGAAAAUCACCAUUGACGAUGGAGUUUUAACAAUAAAAGGAGAGCAUAAAGAAGAGGAAGAAGAAGGAUCAGAUGAUGAGCGUUGGUCAAUGAGAAGCUAUGGAUACUAUAACACAAGUGUUUUGUUGCCUGAUGAUGCUAAAGUUGAUGAAAUUAAAGCUGAAUUGAAAAAUGGUGUCCUGCAUAUUUCUAUUCCAAGAACUGAACAGCCUAAGAAAGAUGCCAAGGAGGUUCCUAUCCAUUGAUGGAUGUGAGGUUUCUUUUUGUAUGCUAAAACUGGUCGAUUGAGUCUGGUUUUUCAAUUCGAUCAGUUUGUGCUUAAUUAAUGAAGUGUGCGUGAAGAAUAACUUAUAACAAGAUUAAAUUGCAAUUUGUUUUUUGUUCUUGGGUGACAUCGUUCCUAUCUUAUUAUAAUUAUAUUCCUGUAAUAUGUUCCUGUUGGAGUAAUAAGUAUAAGUUUUUCUGUUUGCGUAAAA
This is a messenger RNA of Jatropha curcas, 1207 nucleotides long. Its product is annotated as HSP20-like chaperones superfamily protein. The record is from RefSeq and is a predicted model, not a curated record. NCBI's taxonomy places the organism in Eukaryota, Viridiplantae, Streptophyta, Magnoliopsida, Malpighiales, Euphorbiaceae. Gene Ontology annotation, biological process: response to heat.